This is a messenger RNA of Phasianus colchicus (ring-necked pheasant), 2392 nucleotides long. It is a transcript of the gene SPSB4, whose product is annotated as splA/ryanodine receptor domain and SOCS box containing 4. The record is from RefSeq and is a predicted model, not a curated record. NCBI's taxonomy places the organism in Eukaryota, Metazoa, Chordata, Aves, Galliformes, Phasianidae. Gene Ontology annotation, cellular component: SCF ubiquitin ligase complex. Gene Ontology annotation, molecular function: protein binding. Gene Ontology annotation, biological process: proteasome-mediated ubiquitin-dependent protein catabolic process; intracellular signal transduction.
GCGGGGUCUUCCUGCCCCCGGCGGAGCGACGCGUGGGGAGAUUCUCCUGCGAGGCGCGGCGAGUUCGUUCUUGGUCUUCUUUGAGUUUGUUUACUUACGGUUCGCGUCCUCUCCUCUGGAUUGCCCUUCUGGUCGCGUAGCGGAUCCGUAGAGUUGCUUGGAUGGUUGUCUUAUGGAACAUUUUUUUCUCUGAAAACAUUGCUGCUAAAAAGCUCCAAACAGGAGAAGUAAAUUCAGUCAGCUUGCCAGGCCACUGGCUCAGUGUACAAGCGCUUUCAUGAGGUAACAUUGGGCCAAAGUCAGCUUUUCUUUCUCCUUGGUAAAUCUGCAGCCAAGCAAUGGGCCAGAAAAUCUCAGGGAGCAUAAAGUCUGUGGAUGUGAGGGAGCCCCCUUUUAGGCCAGUGAAGCGAGAGCUGAGAGGCCCGGAUUUCUGUAAGCCUGCACGGCUGGACAUGUUGUUGGAUAUGCCCCCUGCAAAGCUGGAGAUCCAGUACAAACAUGCUUGGAACAACGAAGAUCGCUCUUUAAAUAUAUUCGUAAAGGAAGAUGAUAAACUGACUUUUCACAGACACCCCGUGGCCCAAAGCACAGAUUGCAUCCGAGGCAAAGUCGGCUACACAAGAGGCCUCCAUGUCUGGCAAAUCCACUGGCCCACGAGGCAGCGGGGGACUCACGCCGUGGUGGGAGUCUCCACAGCCGAAGCACCGCUGCACUCAGUGGGGUACACGUCACUGGUGGGCAGCAACAGUGAGUCGUGGGGCUGGGAUCUGGGACGCAACAAACUUUAUCACAAUUGUAAAAACCAGCCUGGGGUCACGUAUCCUGUCUUUUUGGAACCGGAUGAGUCUUUUGUACUCCCAGACUCCUUACUGGUGGUUUUGGAUAUGGACGAAGGAACGCUCAGCUUUAUGGUAGAUGGACAGUAUCUUGGAGUGGCCUUCAGAGGACUAAAAGGGAAAAAACUUUACCCCAUAGUCAGUGCGGUUUGGGGGCACUGUGAAAUUACAAUGAGAUACAUCAAUGGACUUGACCCGGAGCCCCUGCCUUUAAUGGACUUGUGCCGAAGAUCAAUUCGUUUUGCUCUUGGCAGAGACCGCCUGCAUGACAUAGAAAUUCUACCUUUGCCUCUGUCUCUGAAAAAUUAUUUACAAUAUCAAUAAGACGUCUGGAACCCUCCGGCCUCACAUUGGACUACAUCAAUGCAAAUAGCAGAAAAUUGUUUACAGCAAAACAUAAAUUUUCGUGAUGGACACUUAAGCGUUAUUUAAUUUUUAAUAUAUAUAUUUUUUUCUGAAUCAGUGAAAGCGGAUCACUGUGGGGGACUACUAAAGAAUGUGAAAACAUUGAUUUGAUCAAGAUUCAUGUGCUAUCUGUUGCCUGUUGUGUUUACAGUCCUGAAAGCCAUUAUCCUAAGCUGUCAUAUAUUGGUUUAUUGUUGAUGCCUCUAGUAAAUGCCAAUAGAAAAUCUGACCUGCAAGAUCCCCUGUCAUGCAGGACAGAGCAUUCUUCAAUAAUGUGGGUUUUUGUUUUUUUUUUCUUUUUUUCUUUCCUUCUUUCUUUCUUUCUUUCUUUCUUUCUCUGUUCUAUACCCUACCCCUCUAUAAUCAGUUAGCAAAGGAGAACUUGAAAAAUGCUUAAAUCUGACCUUUGGUAUCCAGAGUUGUUAAGAGCUUUGAGUGUUCCUGGCAUAAUCAGCCUGUAACACUUAAAAGCUCUGACAUUAGGGGAGGAAAAAGGAAAAAAAAAAAAAGGAAGAAAGCAAGCACGUUGUCUAGAAGAAUGUGUGAUUUAAAACAUGAAAGGAAAAAUCUGAUAUAUGUGUCUGAAAGGUCAGUUUUUUGACAUGGUAAGUGAGAUACAGUCCAUUGCUUUCAAGACCAAAUCUAGUCCCUCCAAAGUUCUGCAGUCUGUAGCGAAGUACUCACUACCCCAAGAAUUCAGGAUGCUAAUAUUUUAGACAGCUUGUCACUUCUUUUUUGAACAAAUUUAUAAUUUUUAUGUGGUAUGAACUCUAAAUACUUGGUUCUCUUCUCAGUGUAUGUGUGGCUAUAAUGUUUAUUUAUCCCUUUAGAAUCUGUGGUGUUCUCAUUUAACUGUUUCCCAUCUUGGGGGUUACUGAUUUUGUGUUGUUUUUUUUUUUUCUUUUUCCCAACUUCACCUGAAAUGUUAUUAAUUUUUCAGGCUCAUCCCAUUUUUAAGAUGCUGCUUUCUGUUUGCAUUUCUUACAUGUUUCAGAUUAUCAGCCUCAUCAGUUACCUAGUUUUUAAACUGGAAGUUGUUGCUAUGGCAGGAUGUCAAAUGUUUAGACUGAGCUGCCUUCAGCAUAUUUUAAUGUGAAUUUACUGACGAAUGAAGAGAAAAUUUCUAAUAAAGUCUACUGUCCAAAAUAAAA